Molecule: messenger RNA, 1815 nt
Organism: Euleptes europaea (tarantolino)
Lineage: Eukaryota; Metazoa; Chordata; Lepidosauria; Squamata; Sphaerodactylidae
Gene: GGA2
Product: golgi associated, gamma adaptin ear containing, ARF binding protein 2
Exons: 15
Coding region: 1-1815 (604 amino acids)
Biological process (GO): vesicle-mediated transport; intracellular protein transport
Cellular component (GO): trans-Golgi network
Molecular function (GO): phosphatidylinositol binding; small GTPase binding; ubiquitin binding
Source: RefSeq, a predicted model, not a curated record
AUGCCCCAGGAGCGGGCUGCCCUGGGUCAGGCCGUCCUCACGUGCCCCGGGCCGCCUCCCCAGGUCCCGUCCUCCCCAGCUGGCUGGCCCACCCACCGAAGGGGCGGGCAGGGCAGGGCUGGCCUGACUUCCUGGCCGCGGCUCGGGGGCAGCGCGUCUCCCGUCCCGGGCGCAGAGGGGCGAGGGCGCGCCAUGGAGAGCGGGGCGGCUCUCCCGGGGCCGCUGGAGCUCCUGCUGCACAAAGCCACGGAGCCGAGUCAGGCCGAGACGGACUGGGAAGCCAUCCAGAGGUUUUGCGACCAGGUCAAAGCAGAUGCUGACGGGCCUGCCCUCGCUCUGAGGCUGCUGGAACAUAAGAUCCAGUCUCCACAGGAGGCAGAAGCGCUGCGCGCCCUGACCGUCCUGGAGAUGUGCGUGAAUAGCUGCGGAGAAACUUUUCACAACGAAAUGGGGAAAUUCCGGUUUCUCAACGGGCUCAUCAAAGUCCUGUCUCCCAAGUACCUCGGCGAGUGGUCAGCAGAGAGCGUCAAGUCCCGGAUCAUCCAGACGCUUUUCAGCUGGACGGUGUGGUUUCCUCAGGAAGUGAAAAUCCGCGACGCUUAUCACAUGCUGAAGAAACGAGGAAUUGUAACGCAAGACCCCAAACUCUUGGAAGACAAAAUUUUGCCACCCCCUCCGAGACCAGCCGGCUCCAUUUUUGACGGCGAGGACGAGAAAUGCCAGAUGCUGGCGAGGCUCCUCCAGAGCAAGAACCCUGAAGACCUGCGGGCCGCUAACCGGCUGAUCAAGGGGCUGAUCAAAGAGGAGCAGGAGAAAUCGGCCCAGGUGACCCGGCGGGUGAACGCCCUCAAGGAAGCCCACUGCCAUGCUGAGGCCCUGGAGGGGAUGCUGAGCCGCUGCCUGGCGCAAGGCCGGGGGAUCGUGGGCCAGCCGGAGCUGCAAGAGCUGCAGGGCCUCCAGGCCAAGUGUGAGAAUCUGAAGCCCCUGAUCUUCCGCGUGGCCAGCGAGACGGUGGAGGAUGAAGCGGCUUUGGCUGAGCUUCUGCAGGCAAACGACCGGAUCGCUCGGGCACUGGGUUUGUACAAGCAGGUGGUGGGCCCCUGCAAGAAUCCUGCCAACGGGGCUGUUGAUGCACCAGCAGUGCCCCAGUUGCCUCCGGAGAGUGCUGGGAGCCCCGCGCUCAUCGACUUCUCUGAGCCGGACUCUGUGCCUGGCCCUCCCACGUCCUUUCAAGGAAAGGCCAAGCCCUCCUCCUCUUCUGCCUGCUCUCCGGAUGAGGAGCUGGUCUCCUUAGGUCUCCCUGACAGCCCUGCAGGGGAGGCUGCAUUCUUCAGCGGGCUUCCCGGAGCGACCUCUCCGUCUCCCUCCUGCCCUGCACGUGCCUUGGCUAAUCUUUUCAUCCCCCUGGAAUCCGUCACGCUCAGCCCGAUCCCCCCGGUCACCGUCUACGAACGGAACGGCCUCAAGGCCCUGCUCCACUUCGCCAGGGAGCCUAUCCCGGGCCGGCCAGCUGCCCGCGUCCUGGUGCUCUCCCUGCUGAGCACGUCCCCUCACCCGGUCCGAGGGAUUGUGUUUCAGGCUGCCGUGCCAAAGUCCAUGGCAGUCAAGCUGCAACCAGCCACCGGCUCUGAGCUGCCAGCCUUCCACCCACUGCUGCCCCCCGUGGUCAUUUCCCAAGUCUUGCUCGUGGCCAACCCUCUCCAGGCUCCUCUGCGACUGAAGUACCGGCUACUCUACAUACAGAACCAGCAGUCCCACAGCGAAGUUGGGGAAGUGACCGACUUCCCCCAUGCAGAGCUCUGGGGUGGGAGCUGA